AUUAAUACAAAGAUUAUUUUCUAAUUUGCCUUAAUGAACGAGGGUUUAUCCUACAUUGUAGAGCUCGCUGUUUUGAACCCGACCGCACGGACGGAUUGAGAAUCGGACUUACUGGGCCCAAGGUAACGACUUCCAAAUAAGGUAAUUGGGCCUAAAUUUAUUCUAAAUGGUUAGAAAGUGUAAACUAGACCUUAAAAUUUAAUUAAAUUUAUAUUAAAUAUGACGGGGGAGUUACGAGACUUAGCACGUUUCGGUGUUUCACCUUUUUCGCCUUUCUUGUUCGCCGUUCGUCUGCUAGGGAGAGCCAGGAGCCGUAGCAGUCACCGGGAACUCCACCGCCGUCGCCAUCAUCGCCCAACAUCCUUGUUCCCGUCGCGCAGCAGUCCGGUGGUCCCCCAGGGAGUUGCAGUGGCAAAUCCUUCUCCUCUCUCUUUGGUUCAAUUCCGUCGAAAUUCAAGGUAGACACAUAGGCUUGGAUGGGCAACCCGGAGGGCGAUGAAGUGGUGAUGUGGCAUGGAUGGCUCUCAUUUACUUUGAAAUAAU
This is a messenger RNA of Cuscuta campestris, 543 nucleotides long. Lineage: Eukaryota; Viridiplantae; Streptophyta; Magnoliopsida; Solanales; Convolvulaceae. The record is from the annotation of a GenBank genome assembly.